Trichobilharzia szidati is the source of this 1335-nucleotide messenger RNA. The record is from the annotation of a GenBank genome assembly. Lineage: Eukaryota; Metazoa; Platyhelminthes; Trematoda; Strigeidida; Schistosomatidae.
AUGCCAUCCAAAUGGUUUCGUCUUGUUGAUAAAUAUCCAAAUACCUACAACGAGGUGUUAUUUCUGUCUGGCCCUAUUGUUACGUUAAUUAAUAAUACUGUGGGUGUUGCUGCUUUGGCUAUGCCAUUCUGUUUCCACCAGUGUGGUAUUUUUCUGUCUCUUUUAUUUCUCGGAGUAACGGCUGUGUUUUCAAUUAUGUCCUGCGACGCUUUAAUAUACAUUUGUUCUGCACACCGAAUCCUUCCGUUUGAACAUGCUUGCUUAAAAGCUCUGGGAUACUGGGGAAAAUUUUUGGCCGAAUUAAGCAUAAUCGGCUUACUGUUUGGCUACGUUGUAGGAUAUUUUGUUACUAUCGCGGAUCUCAGCACCGGUGUCUUUACACAGUUGGAUGCAUCUGUACCACCUGAAAGACUACGAACUGUCUUAUUAGUGAUUUUCACAAUCAUGAUUAUCCCGCUGUGUUUGGUUUCACAAGUACAAAAACUUCUCAGGUUGAAUGUUUUCACUAGCCUUUUUUACGGAGUGGUAACCUUUCAUAUGAUAUUUAUUCUGGGUCUACCUCGAUUAAUCUCCAAUAUGCCUUGGGGACAAAUGAAUUGGUGGCGACCGGCUGGUUUAAUUGAAUGUAUUCCCAUAUUUUUGGCUUCAAUGUUUUGUCAAACGCAACUACAUGUCACAUCUACAAGUUCAUAUCAGCCAACGCCUUCUAAUAUGCGAUUAGUUGUUCGUGUGGCUUUAUCUACUGUUGCUGUAGUCUAUGGCUUUUUUGGAUUCUUUGGAUAUGCAGCAUUUUUCAGCGCCAACUACACUGCCAGUAAUCAUCACACUUCUAAGAGGACAGUAUUUUCUGGCAAUGUAUUUCUAAUGUAUCCAGAUGAUUUUCGUAGUUUUUGUAUACGUGUUGGAUUCCUCCUGACAAAUAUUGUCUCUGUCCCAUUGAUUAUAUUCCCAUUACGUCAAUCUGUAUAUAAUCUACUCUGUCAAAAGAAUUUAAGCUCUAUUGACGUUGAAAUGAAUUCACCCCUAUUAUUCAUGCCUGAAGAAAUUCCACGUAGAUACUUUCAAAAGAUAAGUAUAUCAAUACUUCUGCUAUCAUUUCUUCUCAGUUUAACAACAGAUAAAAUUGAGGUGAUUAUUCGUUUGACAACUAGUAUUGCUGGUUCACUGACUGGUUUCAUCCUGCCAGGUUUAGUCCUCUUGGUAGCAACAGCCUCUUUCUCCGCCGCCUCCCCACCGUUAUCGUCGCCGUCGUCGUUGUCACCACUGUCAACGUUGACUUCGUCAUCAUUUAGCGUCGACAGCACACCAGAGCUUUUAACACCACCACCACAAUGA